ACGCAGUCAGGCUGUAUACUCAGUUGCUGCUAGUCUCUUUUUUGGAGGCAGGAAUGUAAAUCCAGAGGGAUUAGUGGGAGCGCAACGGGCUGUGAAGCCUUCAGUAGCUCUCCAAGGGGUCUGUCUCACUGCAUGAAGUUAGGACAGGGAGUCCGGACGCGCCGCGCACUCAUCCUACAGCCUCUGUGCGCGCCAUCUCUGCGGGACACUUGAUUACGAUUUCUAAUAUUUAUGUGCUAUGAAUUGCACUACCUACGAGGGUUACUGACACAAGGAGACAUUUGGCGGAUGUUAAGUGUUACUUCAGCAGAUCAUCUGUCCCGGAGCGUAAAGAGGGACAUGGGUCAAAUUAAUGGGGCGACUCUUCUACCGUUUGGGGCUAUCUGUGCUGUUUUCCUGUGGGAAUCUGGGGCCAGCUCUAUCAGGACGACGAUUUCAGUGGACACAUCAAGGAUGGAGUGUCCAGAUAAUAAAAUCCUGACUGUGGAGUAUUCCUGUGUCAGAGCCGGAGGGAAGAAUGGCACUUGUUUCAGGAGGAAGUGCUGUGAUGGAUUCAGGUUUGUGAUGGGCCAGUGCAUACCUGAAAGUGUGGAUGUGUGUGCCGCGUCACCCUGUGAGCAGCAGUGUACUGAUAACUUUGGUCGAGUCAUCUGCACUUGCUACCCCGGUUAUCGCUUUGACAGGGAAAGACACCGCACUCACAAGUCUCCCUACUGCCUGGACAUCAACGAGUGUGAGGUCUCUGGUAAAAGUCUAUGCGACCAUGAAUGUGUGAACACAGUUGGCAGUUUUCUGUGUAGCUGCCGCACCGGUUACAUCCUUGCCCCAGACCAGCGGUCCUGCAUCCCAGUGCACAACUUGAGUUCUUCUGGAAAGUCCGACACCUUGAUGAGUGCUGGUUCCUGCUCGUUCACGUGUCAAGAUUUCAUGAACAUGAAAAGCAGCCUGUUUCAACUCAAGCUGUGCCUGGGAAACACACAGUCACACAACCAGGUUUCUGGUCUGGCUAACAGCAGCGACAAACCGACUCGAGCAGGAAAAAGCACAGACAGCCCCUGUCUUCCUGGAUUACCUGGCCCACCAGGAGGUCCUGGUCUCCGAGGACACCCAGGAGAACCAGGAAGCAGUGGGGAGCCAGGGGAGAAAGGUCCACCUGGUCCAAGGGGUCCACGGGGAGACAUGGGGCCCAUGGGACCAGAACCUGACCUCAGACACAUAAAAAGGGGUCACAGAGGGCCAGUGGGACCACCCGGGGCUCCAGGAAGAGAUGGAUUAAAGGGUGAUAGAGGAGCUCCAGGACCCAGUGGUCCACCUGGACCACCCGGCUCUUUUGACUUCCUUUUGCUAAUGAUGGCGGACAUCCGCAACGACAUCAUUGAGCUGCAGGAGAAGGUGUUUGGUGAGCGGAGAGGAAUCUCCCUGGACAGUCCUCCUAAUUUCAGCGGGGAGGAGGAUUUUGUAGAAUGGGCCUCUGGACAAGCAGAUCUCCAAACCUGACCCUUUGAUAGCCUGCUUAGACUAUCAUUCACUCACUCGAGGCUAGCAGACCAAACACAAUGCCUACCUUUUAGUUUUGCUUGUGAAACAUUAGCAUGUCAAUAACCGCUCCGUCUCACAGCUGAACUGAAUGGAGCAACGAGUGUUGUUGGAACUCUGACAAUGGCUCAAACUGUAAAGCUGAGAGAAAACAGACAUUUGAAAUCUCUCUUAAUCCGCUGCCAGCACAAUAUUGUUGCCUUUCAUUGCUGUGGGUGGGAGUGGGCCCUGUGCGUGCCGUACAUCAUGUGAGAAAGAUACAACAUUAUCCCUUCUGUCUGAGCCUCUUCUGAGCUCUGCCUUUGAGCUGAACCACUUCAAACGAUGAAUUUUAUCAUCUACAUCUCUUCCUUUUCCUGUGUCCAUCCAUGGAAGCUCCGCUUUGCCACUGAUGGAUUGCCUGCAGGGGCAUUGGUUAAAAAAAAAGAAAAAAAAACAACCCAGGACCUGCACUGUUUGCCUUUCCUGCACCUGCCUGCAGUGUUCAGUGCUGAGGCUUGACCUUUGCAGCUGUUCUCUGAGGCAAACUCAGAAAAUAUUUCAUGAGAUUCAUGAGCAUUGUGUUGUAAUUGUACAAUCAACAAACAGAGCUUCAAUUUUGAUUAGAAAAACUAUGUAACAAGUAAAAACUGCUGGCAUCUGUUGCUUUAACAAUAUGAAAUGAUACAAGAAUUAAUUACAAAAGAUGGUUACUGACAUUUUAAAUAUCAUAACACAAUUUAUUUAAGGUGUAUUUAAAUUACACUUUUAUAGUCCACAUUUUACCUUAAUUUGUAAACAUAUUGUUCAUGAAAACAGAUUAGAGAGAACAUAUUCUUUCUCAUACAAAUAAUCCAAAUCUGGAAGACAUACAAAAAGAAAACUGCUUUAAAAGAGUAUUUUUCUUUUUGUCUUCAAAGCAGUAGCAAGGUAAGAGCUAACUUCCCAUUUAACUUUUAAAAUCAGAGAGAUAAGAGGGGGUGGAACUGUAAAAAACAUUUAAAAACAUACAAAAGGAUUUUGCCACUGGGGAUUUAGUUAAGAACAAAACAAGUGAAUAAAUGUACUGAAAUCGAAGUUUUGAACUUUGUUAACAUUUUCAGUGUGAGAUAAUGGUUCUGCAAUAAAAUAUCAAUUUAUUUUACAGCUUUUUACACAGUUUUUUUUACCCUCAUCUGUUUGUAUUUGCUGAAUAUUUAACAAAGUCAAUAAAUUGGAUAAUGCAACA
This is a messenger RNA of Girardinichthys multiradiatus, 2743 nucleotides long. RefSeq names its product collagen and calcium-binding EGF domain-containing protein 1-like. The record is from RefSeq and is a predicted model, not a curated record. Lineage: Eukaryota; Metazoa; Chordata; Actinopteri; Cyprinodontiformes; Goodeidae. The transcript is spliced from 11 exons. The coding region runs from base 232 to 1497 and encodes 421 amino acids. Gene Ontology annotation, molecular function: calcium ion binding.